CUUUUGACGUCACGUCAGCGUCCCGCACUAUGCGCGCAUCCGUGAAAGACGUGCGUGGCUUUACUCCGCAGCGCAACUAGCCGCCGGGCCGGACUUUUUUUUUGUCUCGCAUUCAACUCACAACAAAAGCCGCUAACAGUUGCGCGAGUUACGCUAAAAAAAAAAUUUUUUUAAAAAGAUGCCCACCGAGUUAAAACAGCGGAAGAAGUCCCCAAAACAGAGCGACGGAGUGAACGAAACGUCGGCUGCAAACGGCGAGGAUGAAACUCCGAAAGCGGAGCCCGGAAACCCCGCGGGAGAAAAUAAAACGUCUUCGAGUUGGGACAUUUUGAGUUUAAUGUGCGUCGUGUCGCUCGCGGCGUGCGCAGCUCUCAGCUGGCUGGUGCUGCGGCAGAACGAGAGGUUUUCCGAGAUGGAGGAGAAGUAUCGUUCCUUAAACGGCAGGACUUCCAGUCUGUUCGACAUGGAGGAGGACGUCUUAAAGGUUUCCGAGAAGCUCGCCGCCUCCGAAGACGACCUGCGGGAGGCGCUCGCCGCCGUCUCCCUGGCGACGAGGCUCGAGCAGGAAAUCUCCGCCCUCCACGCCGCCGUCGCGGCGAUGCGGGACGACGAGAACUCCGCCUCCCGCGACCUGCAGGCGGUCAACGCCCACUUCCUCAACGUGACGGAGACGUGGCAGCAGCGCCUGGCCGCCGUCUCCUCCGACCUGGCCGCCCUGAAGGCGGCGUCCCGGGAGGCUCACGCCGGGGCCACGGAGCGGGUCAACGAUGGCGAGCAGAGGGGCCGGUCGCUGGCGGAGCGGUUGGAGGAGCUCGAGGACAGCACGGGGAGGAACGCCCGCGCUCUGGAGCGCGCCGAGGGCGCCGACACCCGGCGGGCGGAGGAGCACCUGGACUGGAACACGGAGCAGGUGCACAAGCUGGAGGAGCGGCUCCGCGGCCUGACCGCCGCCUCGGCCCAGCUCGCCGCCCGGCUGGAGGAGCACGUCCCCCGGGCGCGGGAGUGCGAGGAGCACCUGCCCCAGGUGGAGGAGGCGGUGCGCUCCAUCCUGAGGCUGGCGGCGGACCUGAGCGCGGCGGAGAGGCGCCUGGAGGAGGUGACGCUGCAGGUGUUCGGGACGGAGGACAGCAUGCUGAAGGCGCUCAACGAAAUCCUGGAGCUCAGGCAGGAGCUGGACACCCUGCAGGCCCAAAACAGCGUCCUCAAGAUGAAGAACGAGCUGUCCGUGGUCAAAGAGGCGGUGCGGGAGCUCACCCUGGUGCUUCGGGGAAACGCGGAGGACACCCCGAGGGACUCUGAUGCACCGGAGGAAGAAGCGUGGAAUGAGGAGGAAGAGGAGGAGGAGGAGGAGGUGUGGGAAGAAGAUCACACGGAUGAGACAACCCAACUUCUGCACGAUGACCUCCCUGAAUGAUGUCAUUGUUUUGAUCCGAUGAGGAGGUUUCUGUUUGACUGUGAGCCGUGAAGCGAGCGAUCAAAGUAUUCAGUGUUAUUGUUUACCUCAGUGUGUUGUUUACCUCAGUUACAUGUCAGAAAAAGGUGAUCAACACUUUGUAAAAGUUCACUGAUUUCAACAUUAACUCUGGUAGACAUGCACUGUUUCAUAUAUGGUCUACUACAAUUAUUUAUUUUGAAUGUGGAGUGACACAUUUGAAGUGACUUUUGUAAAACAUGCCCAAUUAUAUCAAACCAUUUUACAGUAUUUCUGGAUGAAACUACAUUUGAGUUGAAGCAAGAUGUUGAUUAAUUGAUCUGAUGUAUUUCAGUCCUUUUUUUGUGUAAAAAAACAAGUAAAUGAUGAAAAUAAACUAUUGUUUUGUAGCCCUGUAAUGUAUCUUAAUGUUUCUGAUGAUGUGUUUCACACAAUAAAAUCACUUUCAUUGAAAAAAAUCAAAUUUGUAUCCAAUCCUCCCCCUGUGCUUUACAUGAAAUAACCUGAAACGAUGUCUCCCAACGUGUGAGUGCUUGUCAACCCGACACCUGACCGCGCGCGCCCCCUGUGUG
This is a messenger RNA of Pungitius pungitius (ninespine stickleback), 2004 nucleotides long. RefSeq names its product IKBKB interacting protein (gene ikbip). Bases 179 to 1414 code for a protein of 411 amino acids. Lineage: Eukaryota; Metazoa; Chordata; Actinopteri; Perciformes; Gasterosteidae. The record is from RefSeq and is a predicted model, not a curated record. The transcript is spliced from 3 exons.